UUUUUAGAACGAUUAUGAAGGACAAACGUGCACUCGAAAAAGAUACUUAGUUUGUUAGUGUUGGUCCACCUAAAAAGUAUUUUUAAUAUGUAUAUGUAUAUGCUGAUAAACGUAUACCGUUUCGAUACGUAUACUUUUAUGCCAUAAUUUUCAAGUUGUCAUCAAGUUCGAGAAACGGUAAAUAUGGCUGAUGAAAAACUGGUAAAUCAAGUGUGCUCUGAAAGAUUUCAACAAAGAACAAAAAGUAAAUAAAGCGGAUGAUAGAAAAGAGUCUUUGACAGCUACGACGGACGAGGAAAAUUUUGAAACGUUAGAAGAUGCUUGGACUGCAAAUAUUACCGAAGGAGCUGUUGACCAGUUUAAGGAGAAUCUACAGGAUUUAAUAAAUAAUGGUGUUCUAAAGGAUUGCAACAAAGGCCAGAAGGUAGGUAAAGUAAGCGAGAAAAAGAAAUCUUUGACGCCUGGGACGGACGAUGAUACUUUCGAAACAUUAGAGGAUACCUGGUCCGCGGACGUCAUCGAAGAAGCUGCCGAUCAAUUCGAGGAGAAUAUACAAAAUUUAAUUAAGAAUGGAGCCGAUAGCGAAUUGGGUGCUUCUUUAAAAAGAAUGGCACAAACACUUUCGAGCGUAGUAUCGGACGAAGGUAACACCGAUAAAGGCAGCGCAAGUACAGAUUUCGAAAGUGUUAUCGCUCAAGCAUUAAACGAUUUGUCUGCAACAUCCGAAACGUUACAGAACGAAGCUGAUAUUUCGGAAAUGUUUGGGCAAGUAUCUCUGGAUGAUGGACCCGGUGGUAUUCUACCGAUCAUGCAAGGAAUGCUGCAACAUUUGCUGUCCAAAGAAAUUUUGUAUCCGUCGUUGAAAGAAUUGGUAGAUAAGUAUCCUGAAUGGUUGGAAGGAAAAAGAUCUUCGUUAUCGGACAACGAUCUACAAAGAUUUAAUAAACAAUUAGAAUUAAUGAGACAGGUGUGUACCGAAUUGGAAAAUGAAAAAGACGAAGAUACGAAAGAAACGAAAAAGAAACGUUUCGAGACUGUGACGUCGCUGAUGCAAGAAGUACAAGGAUGCGGACAAUUACCGGAAGAACUUGUGGGUGAACAAACAAUGCCUUUUCAACUCGAUGCAGAAGGAGAUCCUAUUAUUCCAGCGGUACUCCGCGGCAUGGAUUCGUCGCAAAAUUGUCAAUUAAUGUAAACGAUAAACAAUUCUUCGAAAUCAUUUCACAGGAAGAAGAAUCAGUCUAAACCCGUAUAGGGGCUUGUAACACAAAAAUAUUUUAAACGUGUAAAUUUUAAUUGUACGUACAGCCGGUGAUGUAUUUAAUACAGAACAAUACUAUUCCCGUUGAUAAUAUUACGAGGAAGGAUUCGAGUCAGCAAAUGAAUUGAAAUGCGCGCAAGCGUGCUGUACGAUUUACAAUUUGUACAUAGAUACUACAUAUAUGUGUGUACAUAUAAGUGUCCACACGCAUACAAAGUUACUAGAAUGGAAUUAUGUUGAAUCCCGCGUUUUGUAAUUGUACGUUUUAACUUGUGGGAAAUAAGAUUCCGUUGUUUUAAAUGAUAUUUUAAUAUAUUAUAAAAUCUGUAAUAACUCAA
Molecule: messenger RNA, 1599 nt
Organism: Megalopta genalis
Lineage: Eukaryota; Metazoa; Arthropoda; Insecta; Hymenoptera; Halictidae
Source: RefSeq, a predicted model, not a curated record